GAGUUGGGAUGAACUGGAAUUGGAAUGAAAAUUCAGAAUGAAAGAACUGAGACAGUAACUAAGUAACAGCGGAGUGUCGAAUAAUGGUUGAACAAAUUUAAAAUGUUGUAGUGUUAAGUAAAUCAAUCGUUUGUGAUUCAUUCUUUAUAAGUUGAGUUAUGUUCGCGAUUUACCAAUAUAAGUGUAGAGUUUCGCGUUUACGUAUUUUAAGUGUAGUUAAUCUCUCCCAAGUCUUUUGAAAAUGUUUCAAUAGUCCAUUGGAAGUCUCCUCGUCCGAAAUGGCUAGCAUUAAAACCAUAUCCGUUCAUUUGCUUCUAUUUACUUUGCUCAUUGGAGAAAUACGAGGCGAUUGGCUGAAAGAAUAUUUUGCCAAGAAUAGAAAUGCUGCCAAACUCUUAGAAGCAACAACGGAGCCUUUGAAUAAUGUGUUACCAUACGAGCAAGUACAAUAUUCUUACGCCAAUGUAUCCUACGAUUACAAAAGCUCUACUAAAUUCCAUCCACGAGGAAUGGCUCAUCUGUACAUGCUGACCGAAAAGUUCAUCAAUUUCAUCGGAAAAGAUCAAGCUUUCCCCGAAGGUUUGCUCGAGAUCACUGAUGAAAACACUAUUCACGUCAGCGACGUCGGAAAAGAUUGGCCGAUUUUACUAAACCAUUACGGAAUCGUACUAGCGGUCGUAGUAUGUGUGGUAUUAUUCGCUACGGUGAUGCCUAUAAUUGGCCUAACGUUCUGUUGUUGCCGAUGCGUCGGACGUUGCGGUGCUAGAUCUCAGCCUUUUGAUAAACGAUACGAUCCGUGUAGGAGACACUUUUACGGAGCUUUAUUGGUCGCCGUUACGGUGUUGAUUUCGUUCGGAGUAAUAUGCGCUUUCGCAACCAAUGAAGUCUUGGAAGAAGGAGUUACCAAUUUACCGAAAAACGUUCGCACUGCCUUUACCGAUACCGAACUGUAUAUUAAUAAUACGAAGAAAGAAAUUAAUACGUUACUGGUGACGAAUUUCAAAGAGUUGGAAAAAACGCUGCUAAAUAUACUUCAAGCUAGUGGAAAAAUCGUUCUGGACAAGCUAACCCAAGAAACCAACGCUACAGUGUUAUGGAAUCUGACUACCAUUAUCGAAGGACUCCGUAUUGUACGAAAUGAUCUUACUAAAGUUAACCAAUUGACUGAAUCUUUGCACGAGAGGUCUUCGCGUUUAGAUUUUGGUUUGAAACAAAUUGGUAUGAAAAUAGCUAACGAUAUGAAACAAUGUCAAAGAGAAUCGCAUUGUAAAGAUUUUAACCGAAGAUAUAACGCUAAUAGUUUAUCUUUGGAAGCGAAUUUUUCACGAAUUAUCGAAACGUAUUUACCAGAGUUACCUAACGUAACGGCUGGAUUACAAAGCUUAUCUGAACUUACGGCAGAAGGUAUCGAAGGCGAGGUACUCAAGGGUAAGAAGGAGCUGGAGAAGAUACAAGCUUACGUACAACAAUCUGUCGACAAUAAUGUACCGUUAAUUAUGGAAAAUAUCAAGAAAACAGGCGCGGCUAUCGAAACCGGAGCUCAAAGAAUUAUUAAAAUACUCGACAAUAUGAACUCUGUUAUCGAUAAAUCGAUCCAUAAACCGAUCGGUAGCGGCGAACAAAUGAUCUCAUACUUUUCACCUUAUCGAUACUAUGUAUGUUUCGCGGCUAGUUGCACUUUGUUGAUAAUUUUAAUUUGUUUGACUUUCGGAUUGCUGUGCGGAUGCUGUGGUAGUCGACCUAACAGCGGGUACUCGGAAGAUUGUUGUAAUAAAGGAACGGGGUCUCGUUAUUUGAUGUUAGCUGUAUGGCUGAUGUUUUUAUCGAGCGGUGUUUUGAUGGCUGUUGCGCUGAUAUACUUCGUAGGCGGAAUCAUGACCGAUAAACUGAUAUGUCAUUCGUUGAAAGAUCCUCAUAAUAGUCGUACGUUCCACUUACUGGAUAAACUUUCGAAUAUCGAACGAUAUUAUAAAAGUGACGAUAGCAUCGAAAUGGAACCGGUUAAUUUGAGGACCAUUAUUAGAAGUUGCCACCAUAAUUUAAGUUUAUACGAAGUGCUACAGCUAGAAAAACGAAUUGAUAUUUCCGAAGUCGCCGGGUAUUCGCAGAAAUUCGGUAUACACGAUCGUAUCAAAGAGCUGGUGAACAAUAUUAAAUUAGAUUACGAUAUUAAUAUAAUUACUCAAGACGCGCAACUUCUAUUGAUGAAAUUAUCGCAGUCCAAGUUGAACGAAAUCAGUUUUAUGAAUUUUAACAACGUGGUUAGUGAGAAAAUCACAUCGAUUGAUUUAACGCAAUUGGCUAAAGCUAUCGAAGAUACAGCGAACAAAUUACCUCCUAGUUAUCUAAAUGUAACAUACAGCUUGCAUAACACUGCGAUGUAUUUAGAAACUCAUCAAAAAGAAGUCGCAGAAAUGGUUUCUAUUACUAAAGAACUUGAAACCACAUCGCGUCAACUUCAAGAGCAUUUAAAAUUCAAUCAUACCUCUUUGAAACAGGCUAUCGAAUCGUUAACUUUGAAAGUUGAAAUAGCUCAAGAAAAUCUUAAACGUCAAGGACGCACAAUUGUUAAUAGACUGGCCAAAGAAUUCGGUAACGAGUUUACUAAUCAUAUCGAAGAUUAUUUGAGAAAAGCAGUCAGUCGUACGAAGCACGAUAUUGGUCGUUGUUGGCCCGUAUCUCAGGCCUAUAAUGCCACCGUAGUUGCCGGCUGCAGUCGUAUUCUAAGUCCUUUUAAUGGAUUCUGGAUGAGUCUGGGUAGCGCUGUUUUGUUAUUCAUACCUGCCAUUAUAAUUAGCGUAUUAUUAGCAAAUUUAUACCAGAAAUCUGAUCCGUAUCCUGGUCCUCUAGUCGAAGCCGAAUACUUAUACGAUAUUUAUACCGGCGAACGAGACAAUAUCCCUUUAGCCAGCGCGCAUGAUAAAAAAAAGAAGAAAAACAACAGACGAGCAUACGACGAUUGUUGUUCAAGUAAUCCACAUAGCGCUAAUCAUAAUCUCAACAAUAAUGCCAGUAGUUCGCAUAGUAGCGCUACCAAUGUUGAUCGAGCCAGAUCAAGACAUCACGCUGUUUCGGCUGUGCCACCUUUAGGAUCUCCGCCAAACGUAGUUAAUUCAGUUGCUUUGAACGCUGCCGGUCCAGUCUCGUCUAAUCAAAGCAAUGAAAAUCGUUUCGAUGAAAUCGCUUCCAAACAACGGUGGGAUUUUUCCGGAAAUAUGAACGCGCCUAAUUUUCAAAGUAAUCCAACCCAAACAAAUGAAUACGAACGUCCUCCACCGUAUUACUACCCUGGACCUACUCCAGGAACCAUAUCUGAUUGAACUGAAAAAUUCGUCGACGAAUCUCUUGUGAAUUCAUAGAUCUUUCAGAAUAAUUAGAAUUGAGUCUUGUUUUCGUUUUUUUUUUGUUUUUAUUUAUAACUUUUUUUCUAUUUUCGUCAUUUUUACUUACGUGUUUUAUUCUAUUAUUUGUCGUGAAAUGAGUUGUACUCGAUUUGUGUAAGUAAUUGAAUAAUUAUUAUGGAUAUUUUGUAAUUUUUCGUAGACUGUAAAUACGCUUACCUACGUUUUUUGUAAAUGUCCUCAUAAUACUCUCAUUCUCGUGUUUUGAUUUUUUCCUCCGAUUUUUAUCCUUUGUACUUGUGUUUUAAGAGUUUACUUUUUCUUGAAGGUUUAAAUCACAUUAUAAGUAGCCUAUGGAAUUGUUUUAUUAUUUGUUAUAUGGAGUCGGAUUCACAUUUUUUUUUUUUUUUUUUUUUUUGUAUCGCUAACUGUGCUAUAACGUGAACAAGAGAUUUUCUAUACGAUUUUAAUUUUUAGUGCAAUUCUGUUAGCUUGUGAUAAAAAUAUCUUUAUAGAGUUAAGUAUGUACUAUAACGAUAUUUCUCAGUACUGCUUCUCGUUUCAGUACGAAUUCGCAUUUAUUAUUUUUGCCAUUUUUAUGUUAAAUCUCGUGUAUUUUUUUUUGCUUAGGUAUUCGAAGACUGUAAUGAAUUUUUUGUAUUUUUUUUUUUUUUUUUGUAAUAUGUAUAUUGACUUAGAAUUUAUUUUGCAUGCAUAUUAUUUUUCAGUUCGCUGCAUUCCUUCGUUUAUAUUAAAUAUAUCAAUGACAGUGA
This is a messenger RNA of Planococcus citri (citrus mealybug), 4114 nucleotides long. RefSeq names its product prominin-like (gene promL). Gene Ontology annotation, cellular component: membrane. Bases 279 to 3320 code for a protein of 1013 amino acids. The record is from RefSeq and is a predicted model, not a curated record. Lineage: Eukaryota; Metazoa; Arthropoda; Insecta; Hemiptera; Pseudococcidae. The transcript has 20 exons.